GUAGAAAUCCAGUAAUAAGGACACCAGAGAGAAAUACUAUCAGUUCUUCUCCAUUAAGAGCUUUAACACCUUUUGUGGAUGCUAUCAAAUCAGCACAAACAAAGGCAACAAAGGACUUUGAGAGUUUUUAUGGAAGUCUAAUGUCUAAACUGACUCCAAAGACAUCAACAAGUCGUAUUAUCAAAAAGACACCAGAGACCACUGAACGCACAAAGUCAUUUCUUAAACAAAAGAAAAUUGAGCAAGAGUACAACAGAACUUCACUAACUCCCUUAUUCGAGAGACACACUUUAAGAGAAGACUAUCCCAGUCUCAACCCAUUUUAUGAAGAAACAGAGUCUGAAAUAACUGAUGAUCAAACAGAAUUGGACAACAAUAGCAUCAUGAGUAUAGACAAACCAUUUGAUAAAAGAAAAGAUAUCAAGUAUCCUUCUUUAUUGGAUUUAUUAAAGGAAGAAACAACAAGAAUUGAUAGAUUACAAUCAAAUAUUUCUGUUAUCAAAAGACAGUCUUCUUAUUUGGCAGAAGAAUAUUCUUUCUUUAAUGAUAAAGAAGAUGAACAGAUACCCUCUCACAAGAACAAUAAUGUUAAAAGUGACAAUGAAAACAAUAAUACAUAUACAACACCACAGACCACAUUCAGAAAUACAUAUUUAACGCCUCCGCAAUCAACAGAUAACAACAACAAUAAGAAAUCAGUCAACAACCAUCACAGUCCAGAUACAAAGAACUUAGACACAUCACGAUCUGUAAACAAGACCAAUACGACACCAAAUACAAAUGAUCUAUUUCAUGAAAUAUCUACCGCCAAACUGAAAUCUGCUGAGAUCAUUAGAACCCCAGGUGGAACCAGAGUCUGUAAUAGAUUUUGGAAAGAAAUACACGGAAUCAAUGCAAAGAGAGAAUCUAGCCUUUCACCUCAAUCACCUUCUAGAAUUGAAAAGCACAGCAAACCAAAGAGAAUGUCCACUUUACAGAGAAAGCUUUGGGAUGAAGAUGAUGAUGUCUUUUGGACAUCCAGUAGUGGCUCAUCUACUAACUCAUCUUCUCUUAAUGAAAGACUCUUGAAAGCAACUCAAAUGGGAGAACAACAAAAAGAAAGACAAGUGAAACAAAUUUCAUUAUCGGAAGAGAUCGAAUCUGCAACCAGAAGAGAACAAGUAGAACAACAAAAGAAGAGUAUACCAACCAUGAACCCACAAGUUCUUGAAGAAUUGAAAGCUAAAUACCGUGAAAAGCUGAUUGAUGACUCAGAUUCUUACAAGUUUUCAUAAUAAAUAAAAUUGUUUUGCUUUAUUAUCAUUCACUUAAUGACAUACGGCUUAAUCCACCACUUGCAUCCUGCAAGUUGAAGGAAGUAUCUACAGGCUUUUGUUGGUAGGAUCUACUAGCAGCAUUAGGAGAAGGAGAAGGACAAAAACUGGUAGGUGGACUUGAUAUGCCUGUCAGGAUAGGCGACCCUGAUAAAGAAACAGAAGGAGAAACUGCUCUACGCUUUAGACUAAAUGCUGGAUAAGGUUCAAAUCUAUCUUCUGAGGCUUAAGAA
Rhizopus microsporus ATCC 52813 is the source of this 1546-nucleotide messenger RNA. RefSeq lists its product as uncharacterized. The transcript has 5 exons. The record is from RefSeq and is a predicted model, not a curated record. Lineage: Eukaryota; Fungi; Mucoromycota; Mucoromycetes; Mucorales; Rhizopodaceae. The coding region runs from base 141 to 1274 and encodes 377 amino acids.